Molecule: messenger RNA, 2959 nt
Organism: Polistes dominula (European paper wasp)
Lineage: Eukaryota; Metazoa; Arthropoda; Insecta; Hymenoptera; Vespidae
Product: zinc finger CCHC domain-containing protein 8 homolog
Biological process (GO): RNA processing
Cellular component (GO): catalytic step 2 spliceosome
Molecular function (GO): RNA binding
Source: RefSeq, a predicted model, not a curated record
AUUUAUUUUCCUUUUAAUAUGUAGCGACGUCCAGAGGAUGACGUCAGAUGGUACACUAACAUCUCAUUGGUUGACAGUUGCACCAAUAGGAAAAGACGUAUUGCCCGAAAAGGCGUGAAUAAUUCAAUAAGAAUUUCCGUCCACCUUUCUUAAUCCGGUUUCCAAAGAAAAAUCACUUGUUUUUUUUAUUUUUUUAAUUUAUAAGUUCUGGUAAAAUAGCAAGGCGCAUCCGCCACAAUUAAAUUAUUGGCUAACCUGUUACUUUUUUUUAUCAUGUACAGAUAUUUCAUUUUUAUCAUAUUUAUGUUGGCAAUAAUUUGCGUUAGUAAAAGCGUCCAUCGACUAAAUCUAAUAUGGCGAAAAAACAUUACAGUGUAGUGUAAUUUAACAAACGUAUUUAAAAUAAAUUGUGACAAGUGUAAUAUUUAUCCUUAUUCCGUAUAUCGUAUAAUUACGUGCGUAGAUUUUUUUUCACUCCAUAUCUCUCUCCGUUUUCUUAAAUUUGAAAAAAAUAGUAUCACUUGCAUGGCAUUGUAUCAGUGUUUAUAAACUUAUCGAGAAGAGCGAGGAAUACAAGUUUUUAUGUGUAAAAUUAAUCAAAUAAUGAUAAGUCCAAUACAAGUUUGGAAUAUGGAUGUUCAAGAAUAUAUUGAAUCGAAAAGCAAUGAGUCUGUUUCCGAUGAAGAACCUGUAAUAAUAGAGAAGAACCAGCCACUAGUUAAGGUUAUUUUUCAGAAUGAAACUAUUGCUAGAAAAUUUCGACAUGAGAUAACCGCAAGCAUAGAGGCUUUGAUUAAUUCAAAGAAUGUUAAUCUAUGCAGUAAUUACUCUAACCUAAUAUUAGAAUUUUGGGAUAAACCGAAAGAAUGUGAAGUUAUUGAAAUUAAUACAGAAAGCGAUAACAGCAAAGAUCUCUUUACUCUGGAUACUCAGCCUUUAAUAUGGCAAAAUAAUGAUGUACCUACAUAUGACACAUCUUAUAAAUUAUUUGAUGAAAAUGGAAAGAGAAAAGAAGAUAAUAUAAAUACUGGAGAAGAAACAAACGUAUGUAGUAGAAAACUUUCAUGUUUUAAUUGUUCUGGAAACCAUAACUUAAAUGAUUGUGUAUUGCCUUGGAACCAUGCAAAUAUAACUAAGAAUCGUAAUAUAAAGCUUAGUGAUAAAAAAAGUCAUAAAGGUAUAAGAUAUCAUUUAGAUGAUGGUCAAAGAUUCGGUCACUUGAUUCCUGGUCAAAUUAGUAAAGAUUUACGUAACGCAUUGGGCCUCAGAGAUAAUGAAUUACCUUUGCAUAUUUACAGAAUGAGAGCGCUUGGUUAUCCUCCUGGAUGGUUAGAAGAGGCACGCUUACAACAUUCAGGAUUAUCUCUGUUCAAUUCGGAUGGAGCACCAGAAUUGGAUCCUGAUGAGGAACCAGGAGAAGUGAUAAUACUAGAAGAUAAAGUUCAAUACGAUGUAAACAAAAUCGUUGACUUUCCUGGAUUUAAUGUUUCACCUCCAUCAGGUACUCGGGAUGAAUACAUGCAUGCUUGGACUCGUGAACUACAAUAUGCCCAUAGUAAGGAAAAUAUGCUAUUAUAUAUGGGUGACAAGAAAACAGCAGGAUAUAAGAGGAAAAAAUUAAAAUUAAAUACAUCUACAACAAGCAAUUCAUCUAUAGUAUCUAGCGAUAUGGAGAUAGAAGAUUUAAGUGGAGUCGAAACUAUUGUUGAGACGGUACCUAUUAAUGGACAUUUUAUACCACCUUUACCAAAAAGUCCACCUACUAAACCUCCAGAACCUCAAUCUUCGUCAUCAACAUUGGAGCAGUGUUCGUUUGAUAGUCAAUCGCAAGAUUCUAUUGAUGGAAGUGUAUCGCCAUUGUCCAGGACAAAUUCACCAUCGUUAUCAGAUCUGGAAAGUAUAAAAAAACGAUUACUUGUAGAGCUUGAAGAUUCUAGCUCGCAAUCUAAUCUUGAAACACCCGUCAAAUGCAAUUCUUUAAAUAGUACUUCGAAAUCGGAACCACCUUCACCAUCCAUUGAAAACACACCACAAUCCGAUCUCUCACAAAAUAUGCAUAAUUCAUUAAAUUCAAGUCAAGGAAGCAUAAAAUCAAUAGAUUUGGGCACACCAAUAGUACAAAGAAGUUCUCCUUUUAAUAAAUUACCGUCAUCGGACAAAUUUUCAAAGAAUAUUUGCGACGUGAUAAAUUUUGAAAAUUUACCAGACUCUACUGGUAAAUACGAACAAAUGUCUGAGGUUUUACAAAAGGUACGAUCUACUAUGGCCAAAAUUAAUAGCGAUUUGUGAAAGCUAUUAAAAUAUCUCAAUCAGGAUUGAACUAUAUCUAAUUGAAAUAGUUGCAAUACCAAUAUAAUUUGUUAUACAAAGUUUGUACAUAAUAUUUUAAUAUAAAAGAUGUCGUCGUGCAUAAUAAUAGCAUAAUAAUAAUGCAUUAUUGUAGACGAUAGAGAUUAAGUGGAAAAUACAGGUUAUUUGUGAACAAUAUUGUAAAAUGUGGAGAAAAGAAAAGAUAAGGAAGACUUGUUCGACCGUAGUAGAUUAAGUCAAUAAAUAUAUUUAUAAUUUAGCCAUAGAUGGUACGAUAUUGCAAAAUUGAAAAUAAAUUUUUGUAAAUCAAUGCUUAUUUAACAUCACAUUAAAAGUACAAAAAUAUAAUAAUAAUCUUAACAUUUUUGUUUCUUUAUAUAAAUAUAAUAAAAGACUAAAUGGCUUUUAUCAGAUUCCAUGAGAAAAGCAUUUUAAAAAUUAAUCAUCUACGUUGUUUUAAAUUAUUCACUUUUCGCUUUUGAUUAAAAUAAAUGCAUUAAAAAAAAAUUGUUUAGAAUUAUUUAUCAUAACGUCAAAUGUGAAAUAACUGCCAAGCAAUAUAGUGGGGGGAAAUAAAGGGAAUGAAAACUUCUCUAUAAUUUUUUAGUGUGAAACCUCGUAUUAAAAUGAUAUAAAAAAAAAAGAGAGA